AGAAUGGCAGCUCCAUAUAACGGAUCCAACAUAACGGCGAACUACACCAACCAGUUUGUGCAGCCGCCGUGGCGCGUCGCUCUCUGGUCUGUCGCCUACAGCGCGGUGCUGGCGGUGGCGGUGUUUGGAAACCUCAUCGUGAUAUGGAUCAUUCUUGCGCACAAACGUAUGAGGACUGUGACGAACUACUUUCUCUUAAAUUUGGCGUUUUCGGACGCGUCAAUGGCCGCGUUCAACACUUUGAUAAACUUUAUCUACGCCGCACACGGAGAGUGGUACUUUGGGGAAGCUUACUGCAAAUUCCACAACUUCUUCCCGGUCACAUCCGUCUUUGCAAGCAUCUACUCCAUGACUGCAAUCGCUGUGGACAGGUACAUGGCCAUCAUCCACCCACUGAAGCCUCGGCUGUCAGCGAAGGCCACUAUCGGGGUCAUCGUGUGUAUCUGGAGUCUGGCUGUGGUUCUGGCCUUCCCUCUCUGCUACUUCUCCACAAUUCGAACUGUGCCUGGCAGGACCAUCUGCUACGUGGCCUGGCCCCGCAAGACUGACGACCCCUUCAUGUAUCACAUCAUAGUGACGGUUUUGGUCUAUGUGCUGCCUUUAGUGGUGAUGGGUAUCAACUACACCAUCGUGGGGGUGACUCUGUGGGGAGGGGAGAUCCCGGGAGACUCAUCUGAUAACUAUCACGGACAGCUCCGGGCUAAAAGGAAGGUUGUGAAGAUGAUGAUCAUCGUAGUGGUGACCUUUGCCCUCUGCUGGCUGCCCUAUCACGUCUACUUCAUUGUGACGGGCCUCAAUAAGCUUCUGAGCAAGUGGAAAUACAUCCAGCAAGUUUACCUGUCAGUGCUGUGGCUGGCCAUGAGCUCCACCAUGUACAACCCCAUCAUCUACUGCUGUCUCAACAGCAGGUUCCGGGCUGGCUUCAAGCGUGCAUUUCGUUGGUGCCCAUUUAUCAAGGUGUCCAGCUAUGAUGAGUUGGAACUCCGCUCCACGCGGCUGCACCCAACACGCCAGAGCAGUAUGUACACACUGUCACGAAUGGAUACCACCAUGGUUGUGGUUUACGACCCAGCCGAGGGCGAUGGGAGUGCCAGCAGUGGCUCUGGAAGUAAGCCCUCCCUGUCUGCCAGACAGAAAAGCUACGUCACGUCUCGCCACACAGAGAUCACUGGAUGCAACGGUGGCAGUCUGAAAAUGCAAAAUGGAGGCAGCCCAAAUGCUCAACCUGAGGAGUUCUCUUGAAGGGCUUUUUCACAGACGUGCAUACAGAAGAACACAAACAUACAUAUGCAUGUAAGGAAUUUUAAACACAUGCAUAAUACACUGUACAUACAAACAGUGCAUGGGUGUUUGCUAAAUUUAAACGUAGAAGCAUUGUAUCAAGGCUGAACAUGCAGAAAAUGACUGCACGAAUAUGGAGAUUAUUCUAUAUAUCACCUUAGUGGGUAAUACUGAUUAUAUAAAAUAUUCGGGAGCAGCCUUAACCACAUAUGAGGUGAACAACGCUCAUCAUGUAUUAUAGGUCUAUAUUCCAGGCACUCUCCCUCGGAGCGAUACAGUCAAGUUUUCCCCUAAUCCAAUCAAGGUUCCUCUGCAUUAGUAAAUGAAGUAACUGUUCUUUCCUCUUCAGCCAAACAUUCAGCUCUGAUUGAGAUUAGCAUUUAAACACAAUCAGUGCACUGCUGUUUUGGUAAGGUCUCGCUCCCACAGUUCAAAUGAUUGAUAAUGAAAUUAAUCAGUUCUGCUUGGAGAUACUCUAUUAGAAUAUAUUCUAAAAAGGUAUUACCAUCUCACAAUAGAGAUAUUCUGAAAAUAUGUCAUGGCGAUUGUAAGUAUGUAAGUAUGUCAUAGUUUUCAUUUCAAUCUAUAACUGUGAAC
Molecule: messenger RNA, 1878 nt
Organism: Thunnus maccoyii (southern bluefin tuna)
Lineage: Eukaryota; Metazoa; Chordata; Actinopteri; Scombriformes; Scombridae
Gene: tacr3a
Product: tachykinin receptor 3a
Exons: 5
Coding region: 4-1242 (412 amino acids)
Biological process (GO): positive regulation of flagellated sperm motility; G protein-coupled receptor signaling pathway
Cellular component (GO): sperm midpiece; plasma membrane
Molecular function (GO): tachykinin receptor activity
Source: RefSeq, a predicted model, not a curated record